GCCGACGAGUGGGUGGUUUUCUCACCCUCCAGUGCUGGCGGAACAACGACUACGGUAACCGGGACCCAUGCUCUGUCCCGGGCUAGCGACCUCCUGAGUGUCGGGUCGGUUCGUUCCCCGAGGGUGAUACGACAGGGGUAUUCCGGGGGUUUCACUGAUUUGGGGGAUGAGGUGGAAUUUGAAGAGGAGGAAGAGGAAGAGGAAGAGGGAUCGUAUGAAACCGAGACCGAUUCUUUGCAGCCCUUCCGGGAUUUUGGUAAUGAGGGGCCGGUCAUGCUCCCCAUGCACGACGGACUCGGGACGUUCCCGUCUUCGCCUGGGGUCAUCUCGGGUCUGAGAAGUUUGGAAGAGUCGUUGAAGAUUGUGGCAGCGGGGAAAGGCACAUCUAACGACAUCAAUACCAGAAUACAGAAAUGGCGGGAGGAUCAACGGCAGGCAUUACUAGAUGAGAUCCAGAGAGCUAGCCGGAGGAGGACCUCACUUUUCAGCGGUUCCAUACGGGGCGGUGACCUCGGGGAUGAGGAUGAGGAUGAAGCAACCAUGAACAUCAAAGGUCCAGAGACCGAAGUGAAAGAGGCCGAGAAGGGCACUUCUACCCCUACCCAGAGCAGCAGUGAUGCCGAGACGGUAGUAACUCAUUGCGGUGCGCACGAGGAAACGCUGUGGAGAAGAAUCACAAGGAGGUUCAUAAGGGAUAUCAUGGGCAUAGAUGAUGACCUGCUGCAGGUGAUUUUCGGGGAAGCACUACCGGAAGAAGCGACGGCUUCUUUUUUAGCGGAAGGCGGCCGACUGGGGUCGGAAGCGGAAGAGAGGCUGCUGAAUCGGAUAGCGAGGGAGCUUGGAGUUAUGGUCAAUCAAUAUACUCUCCACCCUGCGUCUGACGGGCGAGCGUUUAGCACCAUCGCAGGGAAGGUGAAGUCUCAAGAUGGAUUGCCCGACGUUAACGACGAUGGAGAUAAAACUCCACAACCGUUCCCACCUCCCCCCACCCAACAAUGUCAGCAAGAAGACCCCACCCCCAUUCCACAGCCCCGCUCCCGGUCGACAACCUCCACUUCCUCUAUCCCACACUACCAAUUCGCCACAGAACUUCCCCCUCCCCUCCAACAAUCCCCCCACCACCCAACACUUUGGGGCAUCGAGGAAUCCCUGCAGGAAGAGAAAGCCGCAAAGGUCGAAGCCGCCAAACGCAAGGAAUACUGGGAGCAAGAACUCGGCGUUCGUGUGUUCUUCUCUUUCCUAAAGUCCCGCUUUUCCUCCUCCUCCUCCUCCUCCCCCACUCCUGCAAAUACCGCCUCGGCCGAGUCUACUACGGGGAUUACACACCCGCUUAUUCCGGGGGCGAGGGUUGUCUACCAGUGCAAAAGGACGGUGGGGGGAGGAGGACUGCGCUCGGGGAGUACGUGUGCGAGUCAAUCGGGUGUGAGGAUGAUGACUGGAAAGCGUAGUAGUAGGAGUGGGGGAGUAGGAGGAGGAGGUUCUGGGAGUUCCAUGAGUAGAGGAAGGUUUUAUUGGGAUGUUGCUAGCAGUGUGGGUAGUGGUAGGAGUUCCUGUGUUGGAACAGGAGCUUGGGGGCCUGUA
Tuber aestivum (summer truffle) is the source of this 1581-nucleotide messenger RNA. Lineage: Eukaryota; Fungi; Ascomycota; Pezizomycetes; Pezizales; Tuberaceae. The record is from the annotation of a GenBank genome assembly.